AUCUUCCGCCUGCCCUUCGAUAUGCUUGUCGAUACUGGGUUUACCAUCUGACCCAAAUCUUAGCACCAGCUAGGAUUCUUGACCAGAUACUAACGUUUUUGGAAGAGCACUUCCUUCAUUGGCUGGAGGUCAUGGCAAUUUCAGGGAUAAUAUCUGAAUGCUUGAAUGCUAUGGAUACAUUACUUGCGUUGACAAAGGAUACAUACUAUAAUGCUGUGUCUUUGUUUCUCUCCGACGCUCGUAGAUUUAUCUUAAAGUUCUUGAGCAUUGCUGACGAGGCACCGCUGCAGCUGUACAGCUCCGGCCUGAUUUUCGCACCACAAAAAGCGCUGAUCAGGAUGAAAUUCGAGAGAGAGCUUCCUGAUUGGUUAUACAGAGCCCCAAGGGUGGAAGAGUAUUGGAGUCAAGAAUUGCAAACACUGGAGGGCCAUUCUGAUUCGGUUCCAUCGGUCGCCUUUUCACGAGAUGGCCGGCUCCUGGCAUCUGGCUCUGAUGAUAAAAUCGUCAAGCUAUGGGAUCCCGCUACUGGCGCCCUUAAGCACACGCUGGAGGGCCAUUCUGACUUAGUUUGGUCGGUCGCCUUCUCACCAGAUGGACAGCUUCUGGCCUCAGGCUCUGAAGAUAAGACUAUCAAGCUCUGGGAAACCGCCACUGGCGCUCUCAGGCAUACUAUAAGCGUUGACGGUACUAUCACUAACAUUGAAUUUUCCGAGCACCUGCCGCAACUGAUUACCAACAUGGGAUCUUUCAGUAUUCAAGUCUGCUAUGAAAGCCUCCUAUUAAAUGUUUCUGAAAAAGUGGCAGAGGUAUCUCUUGCGGGUCGGUGGGUUACUAUUCAGGGUCGACGAGAGCUAUGGCUCCCUCCGGAUUAUCAACCUAGCUCUUCAACAGCCAGAUAUGGUACUAUUGGACUUGGAUGCACAAAUGGCAGGAUUGUCAUAAUCAUGUUUUCAAUCACAUAAGAGUGAGGCCUGGCCAGCGUCCCACACGAUUUGGGGCAUUCCAGGAGUACCAAAAACACGUAGAUCAGAGCGAAUACAUUUACAUUUAAC
This is a messenger RNA of Penicillium brasilianum, 1052 nucleotides long. The record is from the annotation of a GenBank genome assembly. NCBI's taxonomy places the organism in Eukaryota, Fungi, Ascomycota, Eurotiomycetes, Eurotiales, Aspergillaceae.